AUGAAAUAAAGAAACUAAACGAAAUCUGUUAUUUCCAACAAAACAUCAAGUUAAACUACUGCCACAAUAAUUGCUCCUGAUCGAGGGAAUCCUACCACCGCUGCAAUGUAUAAUUUUAAGCCUGACCAGAGGUUGGUUUUGUAAUUUACAAUCAGAGAUUCAAAGGAUGUCUUUGCUAAUAUGCUAAAAUUCAAAAUGAAAAGCACCUUAAAAAAGACAAAUCAAAAGUUCCUUUUCCUUAACUUUGAAUAAAAGGCUGACACUAUUGGAAAAUUUGUUGUCUAAGGGACCCUAUAUAAUUGUCGAAUUAUUUUGACAAUCUUUGAUUCUAAGGAAUAAUAAAAGAGAAACUGUCAACCAGUAGAAUAUACUCUACAGUUUUUUCCUCUGUAUGUGAAAAAUAGGCCCAGAGGAAAUAAUAUCAGAAAUGCGAUUUGCGAGUAUAUCACUCAUGAUUCACCGAUAAAUAUUUUAGCCUUUUAAAAUUAUAAAAUUGAACACUUAAUCCAGAAGUUUUUCAAGCUUAUCAUUAGAUAAUUUGGAGGCAUCCACUUGCAGUUAGCUGAUAGAGCUGUGUGUUUGAUCUUAGAGAAGAGUUUAAUUGCUGUCAAGAUAGUUCAUAAAGUAAUCGAAUAAUUUGCUUUCUAACAUGAUCUUAGAAUGAAUGCCAUUAAAAAAUAUGCUGACAGCGAAACAAGUUGA
Stylonychia lemnae is the source of this 702-nucleotide messenger RNA. NCBI's taxonomy places the organism in Eukaryota, Ciliophora, Spirotrichea, Sporadotrichida, Oxytrichidae. The record is from the annotation of a GenBank genome assembly.